UAAUUUUGCUUUAUCUUGGCUGAUUAUUCACGCUCAGUGGAGCUUUAUAUAAUAUUCAACUAUAUGUAGUAUAUAAGAGGAGGUGAUGGCAAGCAGUAUGUACGGAUUCGGCAAUAAUGGGUCUUCAGGCUUUUCUGGUACUUGCUCUGAUCAGCGCAGCAGCGGCAGCACCAUGGCGGUGUUACAGCACUUGUGAUGGCAGCACGGUCUGCAUUGGAGAGAGUGGACAGCCAUCGAUCAGCCCACCAUCAAUCUGCAUCGGCAGGCCGUGUCCCCCCUGCACGGGACCGGCAACAGUCUACACCCCGUGCCAGUGCCCGUGCCCAUGCCCACCCCCUCCUUGCCCGUGUCCCCCGCCCUGCCCGUGUCCAUGCCCACCCCCUGCCUGCCCAUGCCCCUGUCCAGAGCCACCCCCACCAGCAUGCCCUUGCCCUUGCCCCUGCUACUAAAUAAAUAGUAGAAAA
Messenger RNA from Spodoptera frugiperda (fall armyworm), 464 nucleotides. RefSeq names its product small proline-rich protein 2H-like. The transcript is spliced from 2 exons. Bases 117 to 449 code for a protein of 110 amino acids. NCBI's taxonomy places the organism in Eukaryota, Metazoa, Arthropoda, Insecta, Lepidoptera, Noctuidae. The record is from RefSeq and is a predicted model, not a curated record.